GAGGCACGCCGCCGGCUUAUCGUGUUUCGUGCCUUCUCGGCUAGUACAUUUAUUAUAAUUAUUUAGAUUUAUAUUCGUAGAACUCUAGCCAGUGUUAGUCCUGUUGUAGAAUACGUGGAUUAAGGAAUCGGAUUGCUCAAAUAAUAUAAAAAACCAUGGGUAAAGACGAGAAAGAAGACUCCGGCUUCGGCUUCAAGGACAAGGCGAAGGCAGAAGAGACCCUGAAGCUUCUAGAGCAGCACGACCCUAAUUACCGGCGGCUGACUGUACGCGGGCUACUGGGCCGCGCCAAGAGGGUACUUUCCUUAACAAAGGCAGAAGAUAAAAUAAAGAACAUCAAAGAAGCAAUGGCGGUGUUCGAGAACUGGCUGGCGGAGCUGGACGCGGGCAAAGAGAAGAAACCAGAUAAGAAGAAGGAAGAGAAGAAGGCAGAGAAGAAAGAAGAUAAAGAUUCCAGCUCAGACGUGGAAAUGGAGGACAAAGAAGAAAAGAAACUGCCAGCAGACAAGGUUCCAGGGCUGGGCUUCAAGGACAAGGAGGCCGCAGAAGGGACCCUCAAGGCUUUGGAGGGGCGCGACCCCGACUACCAGCAGCUGGCCGUCAAGGGGUUGCUCGGGAGCGCCAAGCGGGUGCUCACUUGCACUCGAGACGAGACCAAGCUCGCCAACAUCAAGGAAGCCAUGUCGAUCCUGGAAAAGUUCCUGGACGACUUCGACACUAACCACCUGAGCAAGCAGAACAACGCUUACCUGAGUCUGGGCAUCGUGAGGACUGCAGAGAAGUCAGCUGGGGACACCGUUACUGAGCAACAGAGAGCCUUCAUAGCAGCUUACAGCUCUGUCAACGGCGAGUACAAGCGCCUGCGCACCGUGGAGGACGAGGGAGGCAAGACCUGGGACAUCGUGAGGAACGCCGCUCUUAAAGACCUGAAAGAGAAGCACGCCAACGCAAAACUCUUCAACGACAAAGACGAGCCUACCGCUGAACACCUGGAACUCCUGCUGUGGGCAUACUCACCUGAGGCGGCCAAGGUCAAGAAAGUCGUGCCAGAGACUAAAGAGGCCAAAGACCGGAAGCGGAAGAGCAGCGGCGGCGACGAAUCUCCUAGUAAAAAGAAAAAAGAGUAACGGCUAGGUUUUU
Molecule: messenger RNA, 1140 nt
Organism: Cydia amplana
Lineage: Eukaryota; Metazoa; Arthropoda; Insecta; Lepidoptera; Tortricidae
Gene: Ude
Product: myb-like protein X
Exons: 7
Coding region: 156-1127 (323 amino acids)
Source: RefSeq, a predicted model, not a curated record